AUGCAUGAAAACGCUUUUCUCAACUGCACUAAUCUAGAAACAGUAAAAAUUAAAGGUAACGAAUUUAAUGUUGCUUCUUUCACAAACUGUUCUGACUUUGAGGUCAAACUUGAAAGUGAUUAUACAAAUCUUACGAUCGAGAAUAAUCUCUUAGUGUUUAAACAAACAAUUGAUGGAACAACGUACAAGGUAUUACUAGCUGUUCUUCCAAAAUAUGAUGAAAAAUCUCUCACAAUUUCUAAUUAUGAUGCCAUUUUCCCUUACACAUUUUCUAUCUGCACCAAACCAACAGAAGUUAUCAUUGAUGGGUCUAAUGUGAAUUUUGAUGAAAAAGUAUUUCCUUUUUCGAAAGUCAAAACUGUCGAAAUAAAGAAGUGUGGCCAUACUUAUAUUCCUUCUAAUUUAUUUUAUCAAGCAUAUAAUCUCCAGAAGGUUAUAAUUCCAGAAGGAAUAUUAAGAAUUGAAGACGAUGCUUUUAGAUAUUGCUAUAAAUUAAAGACUGUGGAAUUACCUUCAACCGUCAGCUAUAUAGGACAGAGUGCAUUUUCCUAUUACUUAAAGUUGAAAUCUAUAGAUCUAAGCAAUGUCGCAAUAAUUGAUUCUAGUGCAUUUUCAAAUUGUGAAUCACUGAAUGUUGAUCUACCAGAAAAUCUUAAAUAUCUUGGAGGUAGUGCAUUUUCAAAUACAAACUUAAAGAGUGUUGUAAUUCCUGGUUCACUUAAAGCUAUUCCAAGUGUAAUUUUCAAUGGAUGCCGUAACUUAAAGAAGAUUGAAAUAGGAGAUGGAAUUGUCCGUAUUGAUUAUCUGGCUUCAAAUUGUCCAAAAUUGAAGAAAAUUAUUGUACCAUCAUCAGUUAAAUAUAUAUCUGCCGAGGCAUUUAAUGAAAAUCCUGCUGUUGAUGUCGAAAUUGAUUCUGGAAAUCCCUAUUAUGAGGCAAAAGAUCAUGUCAUCAUUGAAAAAGCAACACAUAUUGUAAUUGGAUCAUAUGGACAGUACUCAUUAUGA
Messenger RNA from Trichomonas vaginalis G3, 1005 nucleotides. RefSeq names its product leucine-rich repeats (6 copies)-containing protein. The transcript has a single exon. The record is from RefSeq and is a predicted model, not a curated record. Lineage: Eukaryota; Parabasalia; Trichomonadida; Trichomonadidae. Bases 1 to 1005 code for a protein of 334 amino acids.